This is a messenger RNA of Erinaceus europaeus (western European hedgehog), 844 nucleotides long. It is a transcript of the gene RANGRF, whose product is annotated as RAN guanine nucleotide release factor. Bases 137 to 697 code for a protein of 186 amino acids. Gene Ontology annotation, biological process: protein import into nucleus; regulation of membrane depolarization; heart contraction. The transcript is spliced from 5 exons. The record is from RefSeq and is a predicted model, not a curated record. Gene Ontology annotation, cellular component: nucleus. NCBI's taxonomy places the organism in Eukaryota, Metazoa, Chordata, Mammalia, Eulipotyphla, Erinaceidae. Gene Ontology annotation, molecular function: transmembrane transporter binding; small GTPase binding; guanyl-nucleotide exchange factor activity.
CAAAUCUUAAAGGGUCGGGAGCUCAGGCAGACGGGAGGUCGCAGCGGUAGCUGCGAACCGCCGGGUGGUGGGUGUCAUGUGGUCCCAUGUGGGUUUCCUUUAGAUUUCUCUAAUAUUCAUAUCCUAGUCUAGGCUGAUGGAGCCCACACGUGACCAUCCAUUGUUCGGGGGAGCUUUCUCUGCCACCCUCCCUCCCGGGGCCAUUGACGUAAGUGACCUCCGGCCGAUCCCAGACAAUCAAGAAGUUUUCUGCCAUCGCGUGACGGACCAAAGCCUGAUAGUGGAGCUUCUGGAGUUGCAGGCCCACGUGCAAGGAGAAGCGGCUGCGCGGUACCACUUCGAGGAUGUUGGAGGGGUGCAGGGUGCAAGGGCUGUGCAAGUGGACACUGUGCAACCCCUCCUUUUGGAAAACCUGGCCCUGAGGGACUGCUGUCAAGAAGCCUGGGUACUGUCUGGCAAACAGCAGGUAGCUAAAGAAAACCAGCAGGCAACAAAGAAUGUGACACUGCACCAGGCCUUGCUGCGGCUGCCCCAGUACCAGACUGAUCUUCUGCUCACCUUCAAUCAGCCCCCCCCUGACAAUAGGUCAUCUCUUGGCCCUGAAAAUCUGUCACCUCUGCCCUGGAGUCUGGGCGACUUUGAACAGCUCGUGGCCAGUCUGACCCUUCAUGAUCCCAACAUCUUUGGUCCUCAGUAAAGACGGUGAAACACUGCAUGGUGCUGCUGGAGAUUUGGGGACCCUCAUCUGCAAGGGGGACAAAGGGUUGAAUGUAUUCUCCUGAGUCCCUAUGCAUAAACGUAAGACACAACCUCUCUGAAGAAAUAAACUUUAUAACCAAUAUAA